GAUGCACCGAAAAGUAGAGACGAGGAAAGUAGAAACGGAACUAGGACUGAUAUCAACAACCAGAGUUACAACUUAGUCAAAACUCGAUUGCAUUUAAAACUAAUUACCGUUACACUCUUUAAGUUAUCGUUUUUGUAUUUGAUACAAAUGCCGUAUUAUCGGGGAAGCUUUUCCCUGUGUGUCGUGGAAGUGGUUUGUUUUUGUGCUAAACCUCAGCCCAUCUGCUGAUCUAGCUAUGCUUAUCAAGGUUGCGGGCGAGGCUGGAUUGUCUGCUAGCUGUCGUUGACACGCCCUAGUAGUUUAGGCGCUGAUAUACCGGUAGCCCGGUUUGCUCGCAAUGCUUCUUCUGCUGCACCCACUUGUCAACUUACGUUAGCUCCACUCCUGCUGUCUGUUGUUGCCCAAUGGCUCACUGCGGUUCCAACGAGACGAGCCCAAAGGUACAGGCACCGCGUCCCGAAAUCAUCAAACCGAGACAUGGUAGCAUAGACCAAAGCAUAAAGCCGGUACUGUUCGAGAUCUUUGGCGAGAUAUGGACAGUUCAAUCACGGCUCGGCCAAGGAGUCUCAGCCUCGGUGUACCGGGUCAGUUCAGGCAGAGCCGCUGCCACCACCGCCGCCGCCGUCAAGGAGUUUCAUCCCGAUGCUCAUGGAGGAGAUUACGGGUAUCACAAGGAGAGGUCCGUGCUGGAAGAUAUCCAGGGACAUAAAAACAUUGUGACACUGUACGGGGUGUUUACCAACCACAGCUGUAUGGGUGUUGCUAACCACUGUCUUCUGCUGGAGCUCUUGGAUGUCAGUGUAUCUGAUCUGUUGGUGAGAGGCAGCAAUGGUUCCCAGGUUGGUAGACCCCAGCAGGGCCAUUCCAUGUGGCUUGUCCAGCACUGUGCCAAAGACAUCUUGAUGGCUCUUGCCUUCCUUCACAGGGAAGGCUACGUCCAUGCUGACCUCAAGCCACGCAACAUUCUCUGGGGUGCUGAUGACGAGGGCUUCAAGCUCAUUGACUUCGGCCUCAGUUUCAAAGAGGGAAAUCAGGAUGUCAAAUACAUCCAAACAGACGGGUAUCGUGCUCCAGAGGCUGAGCUUCAGAACAGCCUCGCUCAGUCCGGGGUGGAGGUGGACUCAGGCUGCACAACUGCUGUGGACAUAUGGAGCCUUGGCAUCAUCCUGUUGGAGAUGUUCUCAGGAGUCAAGCUCAAAGACACCAUCUGCUCCCAUGAGUGGAAGGAUAACAGUACUGCCAUUGUAGAUCAUCUUUUUGCCAGCAACAGUGUGGUGUGCCCUGCCAUCCCUGUCUAUCACCUCAGAGACCUUAUCAAAAGUAUGCUUCUCAUUGACCCAAAGCAAAGAUGCACUGCUGAAACUGCCCUGUUGAGCCCAUUCUUCAGUAUUCCCUUUGCUCCUCGCAUUGAGGACUUGGUUCUGCUUCCCACGCCUGUCCUGCGUCUUCUUAACCUGAUUGAUGACAGCCAUCUGCACAAUGAAGAAGAGUAUGAAGACAUCCUGGAGGACAUGAAAGAGGAGUGCCAGAAGUAUGGCUCCGUAGUUUCUCUGCUCAUCCCCAAGGAAAACCCAGGGAAAGGACAGGUUUUUGUAGAGUAUGCCAACUCCAGUGACUCCAAACAGGCUCAGAGGCUACUGACGGGCCGCACCUUUGAUGGGAAGUUUGUUGUGGCUACCUUCUACCCUCUCAGCGCCUACAAAAGAGGUUACUUGUACCAGACUGUGCAGUGAAGUUCUACAGCUCAAUUUACACCUCUUCACUCUUUGCAAGAAAACACAACACAAUAGGCUACCACAGGGGAGAAGUUAUUUUCUUCCUUUGAAAAUAACUACAGCCAACACAAAGUUAUGAGUGGUUGCCCUACAGUGUGAGUUCAAAUGAUUCUGUUAUUGAGUGUGGUUAAUAAUUCUGCAUGUCAUUUGUGUGUUUGUUUUUUGUUUUUUACAGUAAAUCUGUCUUCCAUGCAAAUUGAACUCAGUUAUGAGAAAUGUACAGAAACACUUUAUUUCCGCUGUCUCCGGUCUGCAUUACUCUUGCACUCAGUGCACAUCUAGGUUACCUGCACCAAUCUCAUUUCUGGUUCUGUGGUCUAUGGUCUGGAUACUGCAGUUUCUGUUCUUGCUUCCAUUUUACUAUCUUUCAUUCAUAGAAAUUACCACAAUAAAAUAAUGUGUAAUUAA
Molecule: messenger RNA, 2183 nt
Organism: Etheostoma spectabile (orangethroat darter)
Lineage: Eukaryota; Metazoa; Chordata; Actinopteri; Perciformes; Percidae
Gene: uhmk1
Product: U2AF homology motif (UHM) kinase 1
Exons: 9
Coding region: 405-1733 (442 amino acids)
Biological process (GO): peptidyl-serine phosphorylation; regulation of protein export from nucleus; positive regulation of translational initiation
Cellular component (GO): neuronal ribonucleoprotein granule; nucleus
Molecular function (GO): ATP binding; protein serine/threonine kinase activity; ribonucleoprotein complex binding
Source: RefSeq, a predicted model, not a curated record